AUGGGGCUCUUUGUGCUCUACACUUCACGGCGCUUCGCCCGGUACAUUGCGGCGACGGGGGCAGUCGUUAUCUUCCUGAUUGUGGGCGUCCAGACUCGGGUCCAGCAGGUCGAUUUUAGCCUGCCGAUUCAAGCAACCUCGGAAGUGAACGACAUCUUUGACUUUCCCCCGAUCGAGUCCGAAGCCAUAAAGUCGGUGUGCGCGGCCACGGAGUGGGACACGAGGACGGAGAUGGAGGUGGUCUUCACAUGCGAGAACUCCGUUGGCGGCGUAGGAAACGUUCGCAACUCGGUGCUUAAUUGCGUGCGGUACGCAAUGUUGGCGGGGGGUUCUCUAGUCAUGCCCAGAAUCGUCGCGCGCGACGACUCGGACAUCAACGUCAUACGAACAGGCGAAAGACGAGAACUGGGCUACAUGUUUGACGUGGAGCACUUUGUCAAGUCACUGCGUCUAUCAUGUCCGCAACUGCGCCUAUACAACAAUACUGACGCCGCUUUCAAGGUCCUCGGUCAACCGAGAACAUUCACAAUGGGGCUAACUCCUGAAUUGUUGGUUAACGAAAACGGAACACCCAAUACUGGUAUCUCGCACCCAGAACAGUGGAAAGAAAAGCUCUACGAGUGGCUUGGGCAGGUCGACACCGGAAUGGGACCUACCGGACGGCCAACCCAAGGCCCCUUCGUCGUAGAGCUUGGACGUUCUUAUUUGUCGUUCCCGAUAUACAGCGACGGCGACGGCUUUGCUACGUCUUUUGGAGAUAUAUUGAAGUUUAGAGCCGAUACACGACAGCUUGCGACAAAAACGCUGCGCCGCAUGGCUGAACAGUUCAACUUCGAGUCCACGCUCCUGAAAGCUGUCUCAACCGCCAACACAAGCUCCCCUAUGAAUCCCAUUCUCGAGAAUGCCUACUUCGGAGCCCAUCUUCGUGUAGAGAGAGAUGCCCUACUUAAUUGGACCCCGACCGACGAAAUGUGGGCGUGGUCCGACUACGGCAAGCAGACGGCGGCGUACAUGGAGCAAGCCAUGAGCGCAAAUCUCUCCCUAAUCUACGUGGCGUCCGGCGAAACGGCUCAUAUCGAGACGUUCAAACAGGAGGCUGCGACCAAAGAGAUCACCGUCGUCAAGAAGCAGGAUGUCCUCGGCAAGGACUUGGAAAAGCUGGACAAGCUGGCUUGGGACCAGCAGGCCCUAGUGGAUUGUCUGGUGAUGCUCAGGGCCUCGCAGUUCGGCGGGGUAGCUCAUUCGAGCUUUGCGUGGAACGUCGCCUUGAAGAGGCAUCUUUUUGUCAAAGACCCGAAGAAGAGCUACCUCGAUGGGCCUCAGAUGUUGAGCGAUGAGUUCAGCCAGGUGUAUGGCGAACCAAGGAAGUACCCCGAGUAUGCUUUUUGUUUGUGGCCAUAG
Messenger RNA from Colletotrichum destructivum, 1401 nucleotides. RefSeq names its product Putative GDP-fucose protein O-fucosyltransferase. The record is from RefSeq and is a predicted model, not a curated record. Bases 1 to 1401 code for a protein of 466 amino acids. Lineage: Eukaryota; Fungi; Ascomycota; Sordariomycetes; Glomerellales; Glomerellaceae. The transcript has a single exon.